This is a messenger RNA of Aedes aegypti (yellow fever mosquito), 2298 nucleotides long. RefSeq lists its product as uncharacterized. The coding region runs from base 308 to 1591 and encodes 427 amino acids. The transcript is spliced from 2 exons. The record is from RefSeq and is a predicted model, not a curated record. Lineage: Eukaryota; Metazoa; Arthropoda; Insecta; Diptera; Culicidae.
UCAAAAUAAAAAUAGUAAGGUGCACUUAGAGUGCCUGUAGAUCCACUCUGGGUGCACUGAUCCACAUUCUCCACACCCCCACACAAGAAUUUCGUGAGGACGAAGAUCUCCCUAUAAACGCAUAUUCCUGAUUAACCGGAUAAGCAAUUGCAACUGCAUUGCGCUUGUCCCUCAUCCUUCCUACAAUAAAAAAGAAGGAAGUGAAAAAAGCGCUGCCAAAGUGAAGAAGUGCCACGAAAUUAUCUAAUCAUCCGCGCAAGGGGACAACUCCGUGAUAGAUUGGUGGAACUGGUGACUGACCUCAGCGAUGCGAAAGUAUCAGCAACUAGCGCUGGUCCUGAUCUCUAUCAGUUGCAUUGCCAUUCUGCUGGUGUACAAAAGUGAGAACAAUCGGCUGAAAUAUGUACUGGAAGUGGUGAAUAUCUUCGGCCGAAGUGACACCGCAUCGUUGAUCCGGGUGGACAACAGUAGCCGCUACCGUGCCGUGCCAUAUGACUUUGAUAGCCCUCUGCCGGUUUGGCAACGAGUGGGAAGCGAUGUGUAUGUCUAUUCCGCCUAUUGGCAAAAGAAUGACCUGGAAGCCGGUGGGACGGUUGUCAGCUUGGCCGUCGGCCUGGAACAUGCCGUGGUGAAUUUCAAGUGCCAAGUGCAACACGGAGGCAAGGAUGUGGUGCCGGGGAAGUUCUACUUCAUUCGACUGGAUAGCCCUACGGGAUCGGUGGCGACACCCAACGGGGAGGUGUCCGUGAUCUACAAGUUUCUCUGUAAGGUCAAGCGGGAUUUCGGUCAUCCGACGGAGGUGGUCUUUACCGAUUCGGUGCACGCUAUAAAACGGUACAUCCCACUGCGAGUAAUCGAAAGCAAAUCGAUUCCCCAAAAAAUGACCAUGACUGCCUGUGUAGAUUUGAACAACUAUCUGGAAUUGGACGAAGAAUUUCGCAAACCAUCGGCUGUGCUGCAAUAUUUCCUCCAUCACCAAAUUGUCGGCGUGGAUGAUUUCAUCGUGUACAACAGCAAUGCACUUGACUCGUUAACUACCACGACUCUCUACAACCAUGGAAUCAAAAUUAACCUACUGCCGUACAAUUUCCCCUUCGAUCUUACCAACAAACAACAGAAUCGCCAAAUGAUCGAAUUGGACUGCCUGAUGCGAAACUUUAACGCAGCCAGAUACACUUUUGUCGGUGCCAUAAACGAGUACAUUUAUCCCAACUCCAGGCUUCGCAGCAGCAACCAGUUUCUGAAGUACGCCAACAAAGCCUCGAGUGAUGUUACCCAAUUUUCAAUUACAUCGAGAACGAUUUGCAUUGAUGACCGAAAGAAGAUAUUUUCCGAUAACUUACUCUACGAUGUGGAAUCUCGCGGUGAAAAACCGUUCUACAUCUACCGGCCUCAAGAUUACAAUCGGUCCGGAUCACAGGAAAUCGUCAAAUCCCUAAGCAUCGAUGGCAACACAUUGUUCAUGCAUCGGUACGUGGAAAAAUGUGCCAGCAAGUCGGAUCUCUACGAUUGGUCCACCAUUCUGAACAGCGACUUCCUGCAGUAUGUGAACGAAGUCGGAAAAGAGCUGAACAAGCUAAUCUUCCGGUAAAGCACUUGAUCUCAAUUCUGUCUGCUCGGUGGCAUGUCCAUCUGCUCCUUGCGAGUCCUUAGCGGGAACUUCCUGCAUAGCAAUAUUUUCUACUUAGAUGUUAAUGUUCGACAUUUUGUUAUCAUUGCUCUUACGCUCAACUUUCUAAGUUUCGCACAAUGACUAAAUCAAAGCAUACCAUAACUGAUAAAAUCAAAACGAACCACGUGAAAGUUUGUGGAAUUCAUAUUUUGCAAUUGAACAAUAGCCUAAUCUGAUAAAACCCCAUAUUUAUAUGUUUGUGGUUAUCGAGCAGUUCAUCACUACUGUAUGUACCACGAACAUUUAUCUUGGUAUCGACGAUGUUUGCAGAAACAAUGCUACUUUGAAUGUGAACAAUAUUAUUCAACAGGCCUAUAAAAUAGCGUUUCCAGCGAGAAUCUAGUAUCACAAAGACGACCGUCUUCAAACAGCACAUGUAAAUUGUAGGCACAACAGAAACAAUGAUGAAUACUCACCACAACAACGCAGUAUGCACUAGUAUCAACGAUUUUAACACGUAACACGUAGAUUUUUUACUCUUUUGAUAAGAAAUUGAAUAGCAACCAAAGCAUCAUUAAACAAGAAUUGUAAAUUGAAAUGUGGUAAUCAACCUCUUAAUUCACUUCGAGUAACACAAUAACGUUUCAAACUCUUUAAUAAAACUACUCAUAAAUAAAUUACUUAAA